GCUGCUCAGCCAAAGCAAACUUCGCUUGCACCUCCAAUUCUUUUUGCGAUCUCUGUGAGCAAGAACUCUGCAUCAUGUGAGUCAACACAAUCAUGUGCAGAAACGGGAAUUCCUGCUACCUCGUUUAAUUUGCAGUCUCAACCCUCUGUUAGUUCUCAUCAGGCAACUUCUACCUCGUUAGAACGACGACAUAGCAUUGAGUUAGGCUCAUUGGCCUUGCCUCAUCGAUCCUUAGAUGACACAUUCUCGCCCUCCUUAUCUUCGUCUUCGUCUUCUGAACCUCUAAUCCAGCCCGAGGUCCAGAUGAUGACUGCACCACAGGAAUCCUACUCAAAUACUAGGUCGGCAAAUUGUCACGGCCUUCUAAUUUCUCCAUCCGAACUAGAACAUAUUAACAAAUACUGCAAUCCUUUGACCAACUCUAUUCCGCAAGUUCAUGUCUUACCCUCCACUUUCCCGGUUACAUUAACAAAGAUACCCAUCACUAAUGCAGCAGCAGCAGAGACGACCAGGUCCAACGAAUUAACUGCACCAGCUGUCAGUCCUGCGUCCGAGGGCCGAGCAUAUUCUGUGAGAAAUUUAGAGCUUAGCAACAUUUUUUUAUCAGAUCAUUGUAGAUUAAACGAGCUUUAUUUGAAUUUAAUGUUUUUGCAACUAACUUUGAAGUAG
Messenger RNA from Protopolystoma xenopodis, 669 nucleotides. The record is from the annotation of a GenBank genome assembly. NCBI's taxonomy places the organism in Eukaryota, Metazoa, Platyhelminthes, Monogenea, Polystomatidea, Polystomatidae.